Saccharomyces mikatae IFO 1815 is the source of this 5904-nucleotide messenger RNA. It is a transcript of the gene SLH1, whose product is annotated as RNA helicase. The record is from RefSeq and is a predicted model, not a curated record. Gene Ontology annotation, molecular function: ATP binding; ATP hydrolysis activity; nucleic acid binding. NCBI's taxonomy places the organism in Eukaryota, Fungi, Ascomycota, Saccharomycetes, Saccharomycetales, Saccharomycetaceae. The transcript has a single exon. The coding region runs from base 1 to 5904 and encodes 1967 amino acids.
AUGUCGACUGCAUAUUCUUCAGAUUCGUCGAAAUCGUUUAUGAUUGCAAUGCAAUCUAUGAUUGAUGCAUCGCAGACCUUUCAGUUGGAUAGAUCGAAAAUUUGUCUACCAGAUUUCGAUAAUGAGCUUAAGAAAGUGAAUAACAGUGAAAAAAAUCAAAAGUCAGAGCUGACUGUCCUUUCUCAGGAUAGAAAUGACUGGGAUGACAUAUUCGAUGAGUUUCAAAAUAUUUCAUUCGUCCAACUGCAAUCUGUAAUUGACUCAUAUAAGAAAGAAAACGCAGUAGCAGUUUAUAAAAAAAUUGGAAACCUAAUUGACAAAGCUUCCACAACAUUAAGCAGUAAUGUCCUAUUGGAAACAGCGCUGCAAAUGGUUUACAAGCAUCAAAAGCAAGAGUUAGAGAAGGAGCUCUUGGAUUUUUUAGGAACAGGGAAUAUAGACCUUGUCUCUUUGUUACUUCAGCAUAGAAGGAUAAUUGUUGCCACACCAAUAGAAACAACGAUUCUGUUAAUCGCAAAUGCUGUGAAAUCAACACCAGAUUUCCUGACUCAACAAGACAUAAGAGACCAGGUUUUACAAAAUGCAGAAAAUGCCAGGAAUCAGAAGUUAAAUCCAGCCGCAAAAAUAAUCAAGUACCCACAUGUCUUCAGAAAAUAUGAAGCAGGGUCAACUACUGCUAUGGCUUUUGCGGGCCAAAAAUUCACUUUGCCAGUAGGGACAACAAGGAUGUCGUAUCAAACUCAUGAAGAAAUUAUAAUCCCGGCAGCAGACCAGGAUUCUACAAAAAAUUACUUGUAUACAAAAUUACUGAAAAUAGGGGAUUUAGAUCAUUUCUGUAAGACUGUAUUCCCCUAUGAAACUUUAAAUCAAAUACAAUCUCUGGUGUAUCCAGUAGCUUAUAAAACAAAUGAAAACAUGUUGAUCUGUGCACCUACUGGUGCAGGUAAAACAGACAUUGCGCUACUUACAGUGAUAAACACGAUAAAACAGUUCUCCGUGAUUAAUGGGGAAAACGAGGUUGAUAUACAGUAUGACGAUUUUAAGGUUAUUUAUGUUGCUCCUUUAAAAGCACUCGCUGCGGAAAUCGUCGACAAGUUUAGUAAGAAAUUAGCACCCUUUAAUAUUCAAGUAAGGGAGCUAACAGGUGAUAUGCAACUAACAAAGGCCGAAAUCUUAGCGACUCAAGUUAUUGUUACAACUCCUGAAAAAUGGGAUGUUGUGACUCGUAAAGCUAACGGUGACAACGAUUUGGUUUCGAAGGUCAAGCUGCUCAUUAUUGAUGAAGUUCAUUUAUUACACGAAGAUAGAGGUUCAGUCAUCGAAACUUUAGUUGCGCGUACCUUGAGACAAGUUGAGAGUUCUCAAUCAAUGAUUCGUAUUAUCGGUCUAUCUGCCACACUACCUAAUUUUAUGGAUGUGGCAGAUUUUUUGGGGGUAAAUAGACAAAUUGGUAUGUUUUACUUUGAUCAAUCAUUCCGUCCAAAACCUCUAGAGCAACAACUUUUAGGAUGCAGAGGAAAAGCAGGUAGUAAGCAAAGUAAAGAAAAUAUCGAUAAAGUAGCUUAUGAUAAACUAAGUGAAAUGAUUCAAAGAGGAUACCAGGUAAUGGUAUUUGUACAUUCAAGAAAAGAAACCGUCAAAAGUGCAAGAGGUUUUAUCAAACUAGCAGAAGCUAAUCAUGAGGUUGACUUUUUUGCACCUGAUCCAGUAUUAAAGGAUAAGUAUUCUAGACACCUAGUAAAAAAUAGAGACAAAGACAUGAAAGAGAUUUUUCAAUUUGGGUUUGGUAUCCACCAUGCGGGUAUGGCUCGUUCGGAUAGAAACCUUACCGAAAAAAUGUUCAAAGAUGGUGCUAUUAAAGUCCUCUGCUGCACUGCAACGUUAGCAUGGGGUGUUAAUUUACCAGCGGACUGUGUUAUUAUCAAAGGUACGCAGGUGUAUGACGCUAAGAAAGGUGGAUUUAUAGAUCUAGGUAUUUCUGAUGUUAUUCAAAUUUUUGGUAGGGGUGGUAGACCUGGUUUCGGUUCCGCAAAUGGUACAGGUAUUUUGUGCACUUCUAGUGAUCGCUUGGACCAUUACGUUUCUUUAAUUACUCAACAACAUCCUAUUGAAUCCAGAUUUGGCUCCAAAUUAGUAGAUAACCUAAAUGCAGAAAUUUCGCUCGGAAGUGUAACUAACGUAGAUGAAGCAAUUGAGUGGCUCGGUUACACAUACAUGUUUGUUCGUAUGAGAAAGAAUCCGUUUACUUACGGUAUUGAUUGGGAGGAAAUUGCAAAUGACCCGCAACUAUAUGAACGAAGAAGGAAAAUGAUUAUAGUUGCUGCUAGGCGAUUGCACGCUCUUCAAAUGAUUGUCUUUGACGAAAUGUCAAUGCAUUUUAUUUCAAAAGACUUGGGCAGAGUGUCUUCGGAUUUUUAUCUUUUAAACGAGUCUGUCGAAAUAUUUAAUCAAAUGUGCGAUCCCAGGGCCACUGAAGCUGAUAUAUUAACUAUGAUUAGUAUGAGCAGUGAAUUCGACGGUAUAAAAUUCAGAGAAGAAGAAUCGAAGGAAUUGGCCAGACUUUCUGAAGAAUCUGUUGAAUGCCAGAUUGGGAGCCAGCUUGAUACUCCUCAAGGUAAAGCAAAUGUGUUAUUGCAGGCGUAUAUUUCUCAGAGUAGAAUUUUUGACUCAGCCCUAUCAUCGGAUUCAAAUUAUGUUGCUCAAAAUUCUGUAAGGAUUUGUAGAGCUUUGUUUUUGAUAGGUGUCAACAGAAGAUGGGGCAAAUUUUCAAAUGUUAUGCUAAACAUUUGUAAAUCUAUUGAAAAGAGACUCUGGGCUUUUGACCAUCCUCUGUGUCAGUUUGAUUUGCCUGAAAAUAUUUUCAGACGUAUUAAGGAUACGAAACCAUCGAUGGAUCAUCUUUUGGAAUUAGAGCCAGAAGAACUCGGAGAGUUGGUGCAUAAUAAGAGGGCGGGAUCUAAGUUGUAUAGAGUACUGAGUAGAUUCCCAAAAAUUAAUAUUGAAGCUGAGAUUUUUCCGAUUACAACAAAUGUGAUGAGGAUACAUGUCACAUUGGAUCCCAACUUUGUAUGGGAUUCACGGAUACAUGGUGAUGCACAGUUCUUUUGGGUCUUUGUUGAAGAAUCAGACAAGUCACAAAUCCUCCAUUUUGAAAAGUUUAUCUUGAAUAGAAGGCAGUUGAACAACGAACAUGAAAUGGACUUCAUGAUUCCGCUGUCUGAUCCGUUACCACCACAGGUUAUUGUGAAAAUUUUGUCAGAUACUUGGAUUGGUUGUGAGUCGACCCAUGCUAUCUCUUUCCAACAUUUAAUCAGACCAUUCAAUGAGACAUUACAAACUAAAUUGUUGAAGUUACGUCCCUUACCUACAUCUGCACUUCAGAAUUCUUUAAUUGAAUCAAUUUAUCCUUUCAAGUAUUUCAAUCCCAUGCAGACAAUGACAUUUUAUACCCUUUACAAUACCAAUGAAAAUGCUUUUAUUGGGUCGCCCACAGGUUCCGGUAAAACGAUUGUGGCAGAACUAGCUAUAUGGCAUGCAUUCAAAACAUUUCCUGGUAAAAAGAUUGUCUAUAUAGCACCAAUGAAAGCGUUAGUGCGUGAAAGGGUUGAUGACUGGAGGAAAAAGAUUACACCGGUCACUGGUGAUAGAGUUGUAGAGUUGACUGGUGACUCUCUACCUGACCCAAAAGACGUUCAUGAUGCCACCAUUGUUAUUACAACACCAGAAAAGUUUGAUGGUAUCUCUCGUAACUGGCAAACACGUAAAUUUGUACAAGAUGUGUCAUUGAUUAUUAUGGAUGAAAUUCAUUUGUUGGCAAGUGAUCGUGGUCCUAUCUUGGAAAUGAUUGUAAGUCGUAUGAAUUACAUUUCCUCUCAAACGAAGCAACCUGUUAGAUUGCUCGGUAUGUCAACGGCUGUUUCCAACGCCUACGAUAUGGCUGGUUGGUUAGGAGUUAAAGAUCAUGGCCUAUAUAACUUUCCUUCAAGCGUUCGUCCAGUCCCACUGAAAAUGUAUAUCGAUGGAUUUCCUGAUAACUUGGCAUUCUGUCCCUUGAUGAAAACAAUGAAUAAGCCAGUGUUCAUGGCCAUCAAACAACACUCACCAGACAAGCCAGCUUUAAUCUUUGUUGCAUCGCGUAGACAAACUAGGCUGACAGCCUUAGACUUAAUUCAUUUAUGUGGGAUGGAAGAUAAUCCACGUAGAUUUUUGAAUAUAGAUGAUGAGGAAGAAUUGCAGUAUUAUUUAUCACAAAUUACUGAUGACACUCUGAAGCUAUCAUUACAGUUUGGUAUUGGGUUACAUCAUGCUGGUUUAGUGCAAAAGGAUCGUUCUAUUUCUCAUCAGUUAUUCCAGAAAAACAAGAUUCAGAUUUUAAUAGCCACAUCAACCUUAGCGUGGGGUGUUAACUUACCUGCUCAUUUGGUUAUUAUUAAAGGUACGCAAUUUUUUGAUGCAAAGAUUGAAGGAUAUAGAGACAUGGAUUUAACAGAUAUUCUUCAAAUGAUGGGAAGAGCUGGUAGACCAGCCUAUGAUACUACAGGUACCGCCAUAGUUUAUACAAAAGAAUCCAAGAAAAUGUUUUAUAAGCAUUUCCUCAACGUUGGUUUCCCUGUUGAAUCUUCUUUGCAUAAGGUACUAGAUGAUCAUUUAGGUGCAGAAAUAACAUCUGGUAGUAUAAGCAAUAAACAAGAAGCCUUAGAUUUUUUGAGCUGGACAUUUUUGUUCCGUAGAGCGCAUCAUAAUCCAACGUACUAUAAUAUUGAGGAUGAUACUAGCACUGCAGGCGUCAGUGAACACUUGAGCUCUUUGAUAGACAGUACAUUAGAGAAUUUACAAGAAUCUCAAUGCGUUUCAUUACAUGGGAAUGACAUUGUUGCUACGCCGUUCUUAAGUAUAUCAUCAUACUACUAUAUUUCGCAUUUAACAAUACGUCAAUUAUUGAAACAGAUACAUGACCACGCGACUUUCCAAGAAAUAAUGAGAUGGUUAUCACUGGCUAUUGAAUAUAAUGAAUUACCUGUAAGAGGUGGUGAAAUUAUCAUGAACGAAGAAAUGUCACAGCAAUUAAGAUACUCUGUUGAAAGCACCUUCAUCGAUGAAUUCGAAUUACCAAUGUGGGAUCCACAUGUAAAGACAUUUUUAUUACUGCAGGCUCACUUAAGCCGUGUAGAUUUGCCGAUUGCGGACUACAUCCAGGAUACGGUAUCAGUUUUGGAUCAAUCUUUACGUAUUCUACAGGCUUAUAUUGAUGUUGCUAGUGAGCUGGGAUACUUUCAUACAGUUUUGACAAUGAUAAAAAUGAUGCAAUGCAUUAAACAAGGGUAUUGGUAUGAAGAUGAUCCUGUUACUGUACUGCCUGGAUUACAACUCAAAAGAUUUAAAGAUUACUCUUUCAACGAGCAAGGUUUCAUGGAAGUAUCGUCACAGAAAAGUAAAAAAAAUAUGUUAACCUUAGAGGAAAUAGGAAGACUUGGCUCUAAGAAAUUAAUGAGUAUUUUCAAUCGAUUAACCUCAGGAAUGAUAGAAGACGAAAAUAUAAAGAAAAAGUUUGUUAGCGUUUGUCAAAGACUGCCAGUUUUGGACACUAUUAAGUUUAAAAAACAGGAAGAUAACAGUGUGUUAACAUUUUACAGUAAGCACUCUUCAAAUAUGCAUAAUAAAGGGUUUGAAGUAUAUUGUAACAAAUUUCCUAAAAUGCAAAAAGAAUUAUGGUUCUUAAUUGGAUACAAGGGUGACGAACUGUUAAUGAUCAAAAGAUGUCAACCUAAGAAAAUGAAUAAAGAAGUGGUCAUACAUUGUGAUCUUUUUAUUCCUGAAGAAAUCCGUGGAGAAGAAUUGCAGUUUGCCCUUAUUAAUGAUGCUUUAAGAUUACGUUACGAUUUAAGCCAUAAAUUAAUGUCUUAG